Messenger RNA from Exophiala xenobiotica, 1902 nucleotides. RefSeq lists its product as uncharacterized. NCBI's taxonomy places the organism in Eukaryota, Fungi, Ascomycota, Eurotiomycetes, Chaetothyriales, Herpotrichiellaceae. The transcript is spliced from 3 exons. The record is from RefSeq and is a predicted model, not a curated record. Bases 1 to 1902 code for a protein of 633 amino acids.
AUGAUGCAGUCUCUCGUUUUCUUAUCUUUGAUAGCGGCCACAUUUGCUUCGUACGGAGCAAACCUCAAUUACCGUUCUCCUUCCGUGAACCACCCUGCCCUGGGCAUCUCAGUCCGCAAGGUAGUCAAGCGUCACAAUCCCAGGUCCGCGUUUGCAGCUGGUUCGCUCAAUUUCACUCACGGUGUUGCCUCCGGUGAUCCAUACCCAAACAGUGUGAUCCUGUGGACGAGAUGUCCUCCUACUUUUGACGACGUCAACAACAACAGCACCACCUCUGGUUUCGUGCCACUGUACAACCCUGUUCCCAUCUACAACGACACCGACGAGGCCAAACCGGUGUCCACUGCUCCAGUGUGCUUGAACUGGAAGAUCGCCUCAGACAACAAGCUAUCGUCUGUCGUUGACUCUGGCACUGUCUACACCAGCUCAGACGUCGACUACACUGUCAAGGUUGAAGCCACUCAUUUGAGUCCAUUCACACAAUACUGGUACCAGUUUACUGUCUGCAACUCGAAUCAAACGUCUAUGGUCGGCCGAACCAAGACGACUCCUGCCCCAAACGAUAACGUUUCGGGUAUCAAUCUUGCAGUCUAUUCUUGCAGCAAUUUCCCAUUUGGCUUUUUCAAUGCCUACGGUAACCCAGUCCGCAAGGACUCCGUGGACUAUGUGAUCCAUCUAGGAGACUAUAUCUACGAGUACAAGAACGGUGACUACGGUUGGGGUCAGAGCAUUGGUCGUGUCCCACUACCAGACAGAGAGAUUUACACUCUCUACGACUACCGCAAGCGACAUGCCACUUACAGGACAGAUCUGGAUCUGCUUGCCAGCCAUCAGAAUUUCCCAUGGAUUCCUGUUUGGGAUGAUCAUGAGGUCGCCGACAACACCUAUCGAGAUGGUUCGUCCGAGCUCAACAACACUGAAGCAUCCUUUGUGGAAGACGGUGGUGUCUCCGUCGAUCAACGCAAGAUGAACGCCGUUCGUGCGUAUUUCGAGUGGAUUCCAAUCCGCCAAGUCGAAAUGGGCGACGAUCUCCGCAUCUGGCGAAACUUUCAAAUCGGCAAUCUUGUCGACCUGAUCAUGCUCGACACUCGACAAUACGACCGAUCCAUCACCGACUUGUACUGGAACACGCACUACGUUCACCAGAUCUCUAACGACGCCGGGCGGUCAAUGAUGGGCUCCCGCCAAGAAAACUGGUUCUACUCGUCUCUCAUCAACUCCAAAAACCGCGGCGCGAAGUGGCGCGUCAUCGGCUCCCAGACAGUCUUCAGCCGCAUCAACGAGUCGCUGGCAUACGGCAACGUUGAUCCCCUAGACUACGAUGCCUGGGAUGGAUACCAGGCCAACCGGAACCGGACAUACCAGACGCUAUAUAACAACAACAUCACAAAUAACAUCAUGAUUUCUGGCGAUUCCCACGCGAACUGGGUGUCCGACCUCGUCUGGCUCGACCAUUCGCCGUACGAUCCUUCGACUGGGGCAGGGUCCAUCGGUGUCGAGUUUGCGGGUUCUGCCGUGUCCUCCCCAUCGCCAGCGGGUCAGAACAUUUCUAUCGCCGCAAGUGUGCAGGGGAGCCAGUGGCUCGUCGGGGCGAAUCGCGAACUGCAAUGGAGCGAGCUUUACUACAGGGGUUACUAUGAGUUGCAUAUCACACAACAGCAGGUGCAGGCGCAGUAUUUUGGCAUGCCGACGCUCGUGAAUCGGAACCCUGGAGAGAUCUCACUCGCAAACUUCACGGUGUUGAGUGGUGAGAACAGAUUGCACAGGUUCAAUGGCACCGUCGUGCCUGCUCCGGUCGAGAACGGCUACGUCAAGUUCGGACAAGUCAAGCAGACCAAUAUCACCAACUCGACAGAUACGGGCUUGUACUAUAUCAGCCAUGACAAUGUGGAGGAUAUCUGA